Molecule: messenger RNA, 447 nt
Organism: Helianthus annuus (common sunflower)
Lineage: Eukaryota; Viridiplantae; Streptophyta; Magnoliopsida; Asterales; Asteraceae
Product: umecyanin
Exons: 2
Coding region: 1-447 (148 amino acids)
Cellular component (GO): plasma membrane
Molecular function (GO): electron transfer activity
Source: RefSeq, a predicted model, not a curated record
AUGGCAUAUGCCCAAAUUCCUGCAACGUUGUCUUUUUAUAUACAUUUAGUUGGCGGUAAAGCGUGGGAUGUGCCUUCGAAACCCAACCAUUACGAAACAUGGGCAAAAGGAGAGAAAUUCACCAAAGACGAUAUUCUUGUGUUUGAUUUUUGUACUGGAAUGCAUACCGUCGCGGAAGUGCCAAAGGUGGCAUACGACACAUGCAACACCACCGCCGCCAAGACCAUCGAAACAUUGGGUCCCACCACAGUCACCGUGUCAAAUGUUGGCAUAGUGGGAGGCGAUGCGGAGUUAACGUCGGGUUUGGGUCUAGUGGCGGUGAUGGUUGCAGGUUAUGGUGCGUGUGAGGUGGCGGGUGGUGAUUGGUGGUGGUUGGUGGCGGAGGUGAUGGUUGCAGGUUAUGGUGUGUGUGAGGUGAUGGUUGCAGGAAAGUGUGUGAUGAAGUGA